This is a messenger RNA of Sungouiella intermedia, 1758 nucleotides long. Lineage: Eukaryota; Fungi; Ascomycota; Pichiomycetes; Serinales; Metschnikowiaceae. The record is from the annotation of a GenBank genome assembly.
AUGGAUUUGCUCAAGCCUGGUUUGCCUCGCCGGGUGCUUCAUCUGAUCAGAACAACCAAUACCAUCACAGCCAAAUUGGUCCAACAGCUCAACGCCUUGAAUGAAGAGACAAGCGUCUACCUCCUCUCUGUGUCUUCUGUGGACUUUGAGGUUCUUCCUGGCUCAGUGGAGGAUAUCUUCUCCAAGUUUUACUAUGCAGUUGGCUUGGACAAGAACAAGGCCACCCAUAUUCCCGAAAUCUCGUUGGAUACGUUGAAGAAGUACCAAAAACAGAUGCAAGAUGCCUCUUCAGGAUCUGACACCCAUCAGGCGUUAAUUCUGGUGGUCAAUCGUUACUCUGUGCUCAUUGCCAUGUAUCACUUGUCCAAUUCCAUCAUCUGCAAGACGAUCGUGGCCAAGAACCAGUUACGUUACUGGUCGGACAUGAAACUCUCGACCUACUCCAAGAUCUGCUAUGGCAUUCAAACAUUGCCCGUGCGAGUGUACCACUUUGCUGCUACUGGAGUCAGAAACACCGUGGUGACAGCUCUGGAUGAGUCGAAGUUGAAGCAGCUUCCUUCGGCACUUUGGAAAUCGUUCUGCCAACUUGCUACCCAGAUGGUCUCGCAUGCCAAUAUCAACUUUAUCAUGAAGUCGUCCCGUUUCCGUAUGCUCAGGGUGCCGCUUAGCUUCCUUGACGACGAGAUCAAGGGUAAGAUCGAGCAAGUGCAAGAGCAUUUGGACGACUAUUACCAGAAAUUAGGACUCAUCAUCAACAAUCUCCCAGUUCAGCCUGCUCUAGUGCAGCAACUCUUGCCAGAAUGUGGAUCGGGCAUUGAAUCAAUGCUUGAGACAAUUGAAACGUACGUGAAGAGCAACGGAAAUGCCCGAAAGACAGCUCCUCCCAACUUCUUCGUUCGUUAUUGGCCACUUUUGUUUAUCUUGGUCAACUACGGCCCCGAAACAACUACAAAGGUAUGGACGAAUCGUGAACAAAUUCUCGAGUGGAUAAAGUACAACUUGGUCGACACGGUGGUGGGAUUCUGGAACAACUGGAUUGUCAAGCCAGUGGGCGAUAUGUUGGCGAUCUUACGUGACGACAACACCAUGACCAUCACAUCCAAGGAGUCUUUGAAAUCGGAUUUGGACUCGCUCGACAGAAUGGUGUUGGAAUUUAUGAGAGACAAUAAUGUGGAAGUCGACCCAGCACAGGUGCACCAAGCCGUUUCACAAGGAGAUCUUACAAUGAUGAUGUCACAGUACGAGAAAGAGAUCAAAACUCCUUACAAACUGAUCAUUAAGGGACUGCUUAUCCGGUCUAUCUUAAUCCAAGUUCAAAAGACCAAGGUUGAUGGUGCAGUUGCUAUCAACGGCAUCGACAAGUUGCUCAAGUCCCAGCAGUUACUCUUUGGCAUCUUGUCGAUCCUGCCCUCUAUUUUCAUUCUCUACCAGGGCAAUCGGGCCUUGCGCAAAGAUGCACUGCUCUCCAGUGACGUUACAAGUCGCCGCAUCGACUGCCUCAAAACCUUGAAUCAAGUGGAGAAACUAGUUAACCGCGAGACUGACGAAGACAAGCUUGUGUGCGAUGGUAAGCUUUUUGUUGAGAUUGUCAAUUUGUCACUUUUAUCGAAUGGCAUUGUUCCUAAGAAACUCCGCAGUGACUUUUUACAUGAUCUUAACGAACUUGCGGUGGCCCAUACUGAUACCAGUGAACGGGCAUCCAGUGCUGUCAACCGAAUCUGGAAUAUGUACCUGCCCUUUUUCAGGUCUCUCAAGUGA